AAACAGAACCCCGCCAACAUGUAGACGUUGCAAUCCACUGUGGCGAUCUCACAGAGGGGUCUACAUUAGAGGAGUUCCACCUUACCAUAAAGCUCCUAACAAAUCUCAACGCACCCCUCAAGCUUGUCAUCGCAGGAAACCAUGACUACACUCUGGAUAUUCCUUUCUGAGUUGGACAACAGGCCAAGUAUCUUGACCCAGCACGAAUUAAGAGAGCCUACGGCGACUUUGGAGAGGCGAGGCAGCUCUUCGGCAAUGAUACUGCCAGAUCCGCCGGCAUCGUAUUUCUCGAGGAGGGAACCCACCAUUUUACCUUAAAAGAAUGGCGCAUCGUUGACUGUCUAUGCUAGCCCUAUAACACCCUCAUGUGGAGGCUGGGCGUUUCAAUACCAUACCAGGCUGGGAUAUACAUUUGAAAUCGACAACGGCGUCGACUUGGUCAUGACCCAUGGCCCACCAAAAGGUAUCCUGGAUCGCACACUGUCAGGCGCCAGGGCGGGUAGCACACAUGUCUUCGAAGCCGUUUCCCGCGCUCGACCACGGUUACACUGUUUCGGGCACAUUCAUGAAGCCUGGGGUGCGAAGCUCGUUACAUGGCCACCGGUAGAUUAGAUGACUGCACCCCCUUCAUAUUUAGCUGAUGUCGGUGAAGAGCGUUUAGUUUUGGUGGUAGAUCUAUCGACAUUAAGAGGUGGAUUGAGAUCGGAACCUGGUGGGCCUGAAAGUUUAGAGGGGAGUGGGGAUAAGUCGGGGAAGUGUGCUAAGACGUGCUACGCAACCAGUCAUUGUUCUGGAGAUGCCUAUCCUAUUGCAGCGGGCUCGCAAACGCUCUUUGUAAAUGCAUCCAUUAAAGGUGUGGAUGAGGAUUAUCCGUCGCACCUGGCAUGGCUGGUUGACAUUGACCUUCCAAGGGCGAGCUAAGAUAUUUUCCAACGAGCUCUCCUGAAGCAUCAUCAGAAUCUGAUAUAGCGCCUGCAUUCACUUGUGCGCUCUCGCAACAAAUGGAAUGGCCCAUACAUUGAGCUAACUAUUUGUGGUGAAUUUCUGAAAAUGGCGAUGAUCCUGCUUGAGGAAAUCUCCUACCUCCAAACUUGCCACCUGUCUGAUGUACUCGGAGACAACCCCAAGCAACUUCCGUUGAAAAGUCAAAAUGUAUUGAUCACUUCCUGGCCCGUAACCGGGGAAAGAGGGCCACCAGCACUACAACGAUAAAUGAAAAUGAAGAGAGAAAUAACAAUAGGGAUUGUCUACGAUUCCAAGAUUCUAAUGAUGAUCUAGAUCCAUGGAUGCUUGGGAGUGCGCUGUUUCAAGGUCACAUAGUACACAGCUGUACAAGUCACUAUUUCCAUAUCUCGAGGCACAUUCACACUAUUAUUAACGUUACGAAACAUGAAAGCAUGGUGUAACUAGCUCCAAAAAUAAAAGCAAAAGGAAAGUUCAGAACUUGUGGAAUAUUUUUCUAUUUUCUCGAGCUCGUCGGGCCAAGCAUAUCAGAGAUAUUCAGAUUAGCAAUCUUCAUGUCGCCGGUAACCAGUCAAAGCCAGCAGAUUAAAUACAGGUAGGUGUUGCCUGUUUACCAUGUAG
This is a messenger RNA of Blastomyces gilchristii SLH14081, 1584 nucleotides long. RefSeq lists its product as uncharacterized. The record is from RefSeq and is a predicted model, not a curated record. The transcript is spliced from 2 exons. Lineage: Eukaryota; Fungi; Ascomycota; Eurotiomycetes; Onygenales; Ajellomycetaceae. The coding region runs from base 613 to 921 and encodes 102 amino acids.